GAGCUUUAGCGCCUACUUUUUUUGUUAUGAUGCAUUUUUGUCUGGAAGCCUAUUGCUUGUACUGGUCGAGUACUAAGCCGAUUCUAUUUCAAGGGUAGCGAGUCGAAACGGGACAUCGAGACCAUGAUUAAACGACCCGACGGAAACUUUGCACCCUGGGCACAUUGAGAGCAGUAAGAAAUCACGCCAGGAAUUCAUCGGGGAGCUAGCAGUAAGCUAUAAACGUGUAAUUGGAGGACUGUUCCCGAUCAAAUAAUUUGACAACUUUCUACAGAUGCAUACUACUUUCAUCGUGUUUUUUUAUUAUAUAUAUAUAUUUUUUUACUGAAGUGUGUUGUUAGGCAACUGGAGGACACAACAAAUUCGUUUAGGUCUUGGGGUGUUUUUCAAUGAUCAUCUCUCCAGUCUUAAUGACGGUUAAAGACAAUCCCUCCAACAACAGAAGUAAAGCAACAUCUACAAACAUGUCCCCCAUCGCAAUCACUAUGAGAACCUUAUGACUUUGGAACGCACGGGUCAGUUUUCUUCAUCAGGGAUCAACAGACACUUGAGCUACCACAGCCCUGCGGCCGGAAAUGGAGGUGGAGCCGAAGCAGGAGCAGGCGGUCCAAAGCAAGGCCGACGCUGUCAAGAGUGACCAGGUGGAGGACGAGGCGACGGCCUCUGGCCACACCUGUGGCCUCUGUGGACGGAGCUUCCCUCUCCUGAGCUCGCUGUCCCAGCACAUGCGCAGGCACACUGGGGAGAAGCCCUACAAGUGUCCCUACUGUGAACACCGGGCUGCUCAGAAGGGCGGCCUGAAAGCCCACAUCCGCAGCCACAAGCUGGGCCUGCUCAGCCGGAGCCUGGGCAAGUUGGACGGUGAGGAGGGGGUUGGGGAGCAAGGACAAACACGGGGGGACCCUAAGAAACUGGAUAGUCCCGCUGACAACCUCGCCAAUGGCACCUCGGCUAAGAAGCACAAAGUCAACGGCAAGACGAAAAAUAAAAGCUCCAAGAAGAAAGGCGAAGAAGCAGUCGUCCAGGAUGACGGCAAGGAGGACGAGCCGCAAACCACGACUGAGGGCGACUCACUUCCGGGAGGGACCUUCUGGGUGGACAAUGGGGACGGUGCGGGUUCCUUUCCCUGCGGCUCUUGCAGCCAGGUCUUCCCCCAGGCCCUGCUCCUCAAGGCCCACAUGAAGAAGCACCGCGGCCUCCUGGACCACGGUUGCCGCAUCUGCGGCCGYCGCUUCCGCCAGGCCUGGUUCCUCCAGAGCCACAUGCGGAUUCAUCGGGCCAAGAGUCAGCUGCGGGGUGGGAGUGGCGACAGCAGCGAGUCUCAGACCACCCUCAACGGGGUCCCCCGGGAGCCGGCGUCCCUGGUGAACGAUGACUGUCUCUACGAGCUGUGUGCCGGCUGCGGCAACUUCUUCUACGACCGCAAGGCCCUCCGGCUGCACGAGAGGGUCCACAAGCAGAGCCACGCCCCCAGCAAGCCGCCGCAGCAAGACCCCGACAACAGCUCUUCGUCACCUGCCGCCAAGAGGCGCUUCCUGGAAUGCCUUAACCUCAGGGCAACCGGGGCUGGAGAGGCAGCUAUGGAGGGGAGUCUUGGAAGACGGAUCCCCGAGCUGGACCCGGUAUGCAGUUACCAUGCCUGGCAGUUGGUCACCAGAGGGUGUGUGGUGGAGGUGACAGAUAAAAGCCUCGGCUGGGAAGAGAGGCUGGUGGAUGCCGAGGUGGCGUUUGCCCGGGAGAAGGGCGAGUAUGUGCCUCUGAAACAGGAGAAGCGGAAGAGGCAGCUGGACUCCUCCCAAAGCAAGAAGAAGAAAGGAGCCCAGGAUGUUGUCAUUAAUGGUGGCAGCGGUGGGAUCUCCCUCCAGCAGCGUGACAGUAGAAAUAGCCGCACCUUAUUGAAUGGGCUCAGCGCAGAGACGUUUGGGAUAUUGCAGAAAAAGAAGGUGAAAGAUGGUCAUCAGUCCAGCAAGCAAGGCACUAAAUCAAACUCUGCCAGUCAGCCCAGCACACCAAGACAAGAAGAUUCUCUAUCUUCCUCGUCCAUAAAGAGGAAUAGUAUCAAGAACACAACCUAUGAAGAUACCAAGCCAUACUUCUGCGAGCACUGUGACUUCCGCACCAGGGACCCCUCUUCCUUCACAUCCCACAUGCACAAGGACGUCAGGGAUGCACAUAAUCACAUACUGGGAGCUAUUAUGGAAGACCCGAGCCACGMCGCUCCCAAAGCCUCAGGUUAUGUGGAAUAUCUCCGGCUGAAGAGCACACUGCUCAGCCAGCCCUAUACAAAUCCCUACAUCUGUCCUCCUGGCCAGGAGAGGGCGGCAUCGAGCUGCCAGUCUGAGAAGUCGAGGAGCCUAAAAGUCAAAGGGCAAUCCUCUCAGGAUGCCAUCAUCUACGCCAGCCUCCUCAACCUGUCUGCCCRGCCCGAGGGCCAGGAGGAGGAUGGCGGUGUGAACCCUGUGGCAGCAGCGUCUGAGGGUAAGCUGGUCAGACACCAGUGUCCGUUCUGCGCCCACACAACCCAUUACCUGGAGGUGCUGUGGAUCCACCAGCGUGUGGCCCACAGGGUGGACAGUGGCAGCUCCCUGGCCCCCAAGUGGGCCCCCUACGUCACCGGCUUCAAGGGCCCCAAGGCUGCUGGACGGCGCACGGGGCCCCCGCCCUUUCUGGAGGGCAAAGACUGCCCGGCACUCUCAGUCCCCCGGGCCCAGCGCACACAAGCCCCAGGUUCCACCGCCACACAACCGUCAGGUGGAGGUACCAAGAGGCCAAAGACAUACACAAGCAGUACAACUGCUACUUCCCAGCCCAACACCAGCCAGGCCAUGGUGUCAGCGUCGCGUACCUCCACAAGGUCUCCCCCUGGUGGUGGGAAGUCACUCCUACCUCAAAAAAAGAAGUCGAGCCGCCCAACCCAUACGGAGGAGGUGGCCAAUAAGAGCGUCCGAUCUAAAACGAAAGCCCACCCCAAAGCUCCUGCCGCCACCACCACCGUCUCAACCAACAUUCAAGGCUUCUCCCAGCAGUCGACAAGCAGCCCCAAAACCGGACAUUAUCGGACGGCUGCCGAGGGAAGCCUGCUUCCGCAAGAGGGCCUCGGCUUUAUUCUCGCCAGGAACCAUGGCAGGACCGACCACGCGUCCCAUCUUACCCCAGACAGAACUCACCUCCACCCCCAGCCCCAUCCACACCCCCACAGCCAUCCACGGGAUCCACCUGCAGCCCUGAAAGGUCAAGACCUGUGGUCAGUCACAAACAUGGUUGCGGCGCAGGGCAGCAGCGGGUACCAGGCACCCACCACCCUCCUCGGCCACGGGAAGAGGGAGUCGACUGCUGGGGACAGCAGAGACACCCCGAUGGACAUGGGCAUCCUGGGUCUGUUGAAGAACUACAACCCCCACGAGCUGGCAGCUCUCUACCAGCACUGGGGCUUUGUAGAUCCCAGGCUUGAACCACAAGGGAUACUGCAGUACAACGGACAUUUUGAAAAUGAAGUCCAUUCCUCCACAGAGGCCUCCAAACAAGUGAUCGGCUGUUCCGCUACUUCAACAGCCUCUCUCAGGAAGGGGACAUGAAAACUCCACAUGUCACAUGCCCUGAAAACUCAACUUCCCAAAAUGCACUGUUGCAAGAUGAAAGGCCUGCAGUCUCUCACAGGAACCAAGCCAUGACUACAGGAGCUCUUUACUUUAGGGGCCCAAUUGUCUCAAGGGACACUGUUUGUUUACAACUAACUAACUAAUCCACCCYGACUAAAGGAGCUACCAUAACAUGUGGACGUGACAGAGUGGAAAUUCUUCCCCAACUGGAGUGUAAACUCACAACCAUCUGCACUGUAACUCAACAAGCACCGUCAAUACCUCGGACCCAGAAAGGCUAAGGCARUUCUGCAUCCAGAGCGACAGAACUUCUCAGGAAGGUAGUAGCGAUGCACUGAACCAUCUGCUACAUCACACACUGGGCUUAGAUCACAGGAGGUUGGUGGCACCUUAAUCGGGGCGGACUGGUUCGUGGUAAUGGCUGGAGCAGUAUAAGUGAA
Molecule: messenger RNA, 4039 nt
Organism: Salvelinus sp. IW2-2015
Lineage: Eukaryota; Metazoa; Chordata; Actinopteri; Salmoniformes; Salmonidae
Product: zinc finger protein 516-like
Biological process (GO): regulation of DNA-templated transcription
Cellular component (GO): nucleus
Molecular function (GO): DNA-binding transcription factor activity, RNA polymerase II-specific; RNA polymerase II cis-regulatory region sequence-specific DNA binding
Source: RefSeq, a predicted model, not a curated record